Messenger RNA from Punica granatum (pomegranate), 3234 nucleotides. The record is from RefSeq and is a predicted model, not a curated record. NCBI's taxonomy places the organism in Eukaryota, Viridiplantae, Streptophyta, Magnoliopsida, Myrtales, Lythraceae.
CAAACGCAUAUAAAUGGCGGGUCCUGUGCGGCUUCUCCCCGUUGUCUGCUCGAGCACAGGUGACUGAGUUGCGGAGGGGAAGACGAUUAUUGUAAAGGACACGAGGGGGACCGGAGAACAUCUUCCGGAGGUUCGGGUUUGCCCGGAGAAUCCGACACUCCGACAGCUUUCAGCGGCCGUCGUCAAUGGCGGACCCGUCACAUGGGCCGGCGAGCUUCGGGACUCAGGCCAACGCUCUGCUCAGAAAGAACCUCACUUUCCAGAAACGAAAUAUCAAGACGAACAUUCGGCUCAUUUCGUUUCCGUUCAUUCUCUGCUUGCUCCUGGUCCUCCUACAAAGCUUGGUAAACAAUGAGCUAGACAAGCCGAAGAACAACUGUGGCUGCCAAUGCGUUGAUACAAAUGGUGGCGGUCAGUGCCAGAAGCAAUGCGGGAUUCAGUACUCGACUGUGGAUCAAGUCGGGACCUGUCCGAUCGAGAGCCCUCCUAAAUGGCCUCCGCUGAUGCAAGUCCCGGCUCCCCAGUACCGUGCAGUGAGGUCUGACUCUGUUCCGUUUAUGGACUUACCUGAUGAUUCAUGCAGAACCGCUGGGUCCUGUCCUGCAACUAUGCUUUUCACUGGAAGCAAUCAAUCUCUCGGAGAAAUUUUGGCUGGAAACAUGUUUCCUAGUUCUUUCGCUCUGAAUUCUUCCGAUGUUUUCAGUAGUUUAUCCAACAAUCUUGUGGGUUCUUCUUCGUGGCCUGAGCUUCAGAAUUUCCUUGAACCCGCUCUCUUUUCGGAUCUUCCUCUGUACAAUAUUCAACGCCAGUGCUCUCUGAACUCGACAGUUUCUGUGACAAUUCAGGCAUCCUCUGAUAUGCCACAAGUCAAUUUGGAGCUCAGUUGUGUUCGAGGGUUAAAUCUGUGGCGAAAUAGUUCUGCUGCAGUAAAUGAUGAAUUAUACAAGGGUUAUAGGAAAGGGAACCCGGAUAGGAAAAUUAACGAGAUAGUUGCAGCGUAUGAUUUUUUAAAUACGGAUGACAAUAACUUCAACGCGAGCAUAUGGUUUAACUCUACGUAUGAGAACGAUUCUGGCAAUAACCCAAUGGCAUUGUUGCGUGUCCCACGGUCUGUAAAUCUGGCAUCAAAUGCAUACCUUCAAUUUUUGCGAGGAUCAGACACCAAAAUUCUCCUUGAGUUUGUCAAAGAAAUGCCGAAGCCCCAAACUAAACUCAGGCUUGAUAUAUCUUCUUUGCUUGGCACCCUCUUCUUUACAUGGGUUAUUAUACAGCUAUUUCCCGUUAUCUUGUCAGCUUUAGUUUAUGAAAAACAACAGAAGCUGAGGAUCAUGAUGAAGAUGCACGGGCUUGGUGAUGGGCCAUAUUGGCUGAUUUCUUAUGCGUACUUUCUCACCAUAUCAGCUCUCUAUAUGCUAUGUUUCGUGAUUUUUGGUUCAGUUAUAGGCCUAAAAUUCUUCACAUUGAAUGACUACAGCAUCCAGUUCGUAUUUUACUUGAUCUACAUCAACUUGCAGAUAGCUCUGGCCUUUCUUGCGGCAGCAUUUUUCUCGAACGUCAAGACUGCUACAGUGGUGGGCUACAUAGUUGUCUUCGGGACGGGGCUAUUAGGAGGCUUUCUUUUCCAGUUCUUCGUUCAAGAUGCAUCAUUUCCAAGAGGUGGGUUAAUUGCGAUGGAGCUAUAUCCCGGCUUCGCUCUGUACCGUGGGCUGUACGAAUUUUCUCAGUAUUCAUUCAACGGGAACUUUUUGGGAACUGAUGGCAUGCGAUGGAGUGAUUUAAGUGACAGUUCCAAUGGGAUGACGGAGGUCUUGAUCAUCAUGACUGUCGAGUGGUUGCUGGUGCUUUUACUUGCGUACUAUAUCGAUCAAUUGAUAUCAUCAGGGAGUGGAAAAGGUCCUCUUUUUUUCUUGGAAAAAUUCCGUAAAAGGAAACCAUCAUCCUUUCAGAAGCCUAGCUUUAGAAGGCAGGGGUCUAAGGUUUUUGUUCAGAUGGAGAAACCUGAUGUCAGUCAAGAGAGGGAGAGGGUUGAGAAGUUGCUGGUUGAAUCAAGCACGAAUUACUCGAUCAUCUGCGAUGACCUUAAGAAGGUCUACCCGGGAAGGGAUGGGAACCCUGAGAAAUUUGCAGUCAGAGGAUUGUCUCUUGCUCUACCUCGAGGGGAAUGCUUCGGAAUGCUUGGUCCAAAUGGAGCAGGCAAGACCUCCUUCAUCAAUAUGAUGAUUGGCCUUACGAAACCAACAUCCGGAGCAGCUUAUGUUCAGGGGAUGGACAUAAGGACACACAUGGACAGAAUAUAUACGAGCAUGGGCGUGUGUCCGCAGCACGAUCUCCUCUGGGAAACUUUAACAGGAAGGGAGCACCUUCUCUUUUACGGAAGACUCAAGAAUCUAAAAGGUCCAGCCUUAGAACAAGCAGUAGAAGAAUCUUUGAAGAGCGUGAACUUAUAUUAUGGAGAUGUGGCCGAUAAACAAGCGGGGAAAUACAGCGGAGGCAUGAAACGGAGGCUCAGUGUCGCAAUCUCACUUAUCGGAGAUCCCAAGGUUGUUUACAUGGAUGAACCCAGCACUGGAUUAGACCCUGCUUCAAGAAACAACUUGUGGCAUGUCGUGAAGCGUGCCAAGCAAGAUCGAGCUAUUAUCUUGACUACCCAUUCAAUGGAAGAGGCCGAGGUCCUAUGCGAUCGAUUGGGAAUUUUUGUUGAUGGGAGUUUGCAAUGCAUUGGAAAUCCGAAAGAGCUGAAAGCGCGAUACGGAGGAUCUUAUGUGUUCACCAUGACAACAUCCUCAACUCACGAGGAAGAGGUGGAGAACUUGGUGAAGGGUCUGUCCCCUACAGCAAAGAGGAUUUAUCAGAUAUCGGGAACCCAGAAGUUCGAGCUCCCAAAGCAGGAGGUCAGAAUCUCGGAUGUGUUCCAAGCAGUUGAGAAUGCUAAGAGCCGGUUCACGGUCUAUGCUUGGGGCCUGGCUGACACGACCCUGGAGGACGUCUUCAUCAAAGUAGCCCGUGGGGCCCAGGCGUUCAAUGUUCUCUCGUGAUAAAUACAGCAAGAAUGUAGAAGCAAUACUCCCGUUUGACUCCGGUUUGAAGUUACCUUUCGAUUCAUCAUCGGUUAGUAUUACAGUCACAGAUUUAGGCAGGGCAUACACGUACUGUUGUAUAGGGAAGCGUUUGUUGUACUCCUUGGACAUGCAUGUAUGAAAUAAUAAGAAAAGGCUCAUUUACACCAUUCGUUCA